AUGGGUGAGGAGGGAAACCCGCUCAGAGAGGCUGUUGUGGUAACAUCUAAGCAGCCUCCUCCAUGCCCCCCUGCUGCCCCCUGGUGCCCGGAAGGCUGGAUCCGGAUCCAAGGGAAAUGUUACUAUUUUUCUAAGGCUGAAGAGAACUGGACCUACAGCCAGAGCUUCUGCUCUUCACACGGUGCCUCCCUGGCCGGGAUUGAGAGUCCGCAGGAGCUGGGUUCCUUGCUGCCAUACGAAGGCAAACUGGACCACUGGAUCGGCCUCCGGAAGGACACGGGCCAGGUCUGGAAAUGGGCCGACGGGACCGAGUUUGACCAUUGGUUUCAAAUACACGGAGGCGCAGACUGUGCGCAGCUGGACGAAGAUUUCACUGUUGUCACAUCAAGCUGCAGCACACCAAGAAAAUGGAUCUGCAGUAAACCUGAUACCCCUGGGAAGGGAGAGGAGGGAGCAGUGGGAGGGGAUUCGUGAACUCAAGGGGAAUUAGAGACCAGCUGUAGCAAAGACUUGUUCUAGUCCCCUCCAUGGUCCCUCCAUGCUG
Mauremys mutica (yellowpond turtle) is the source of this 544-nucleotide messenger RNA. RefSeq names its product C-type lectin domain family 2 member D-like. The record is from RefSeq and is a predicted model, not a curated record. Bases 1 to 474 code for a protein of 157 amino acids. The transcript has 4 exons. NCBI's taxonomy places the organism in Eukaryota, Metazoa, Chordata, Testudines, Geoemydidae.